Molecule: messenger RNA, 771 nt
Organism: Penicillium nucicola
Lineage: Eukaryota; Fungi; Ascomycota; Eurotiomycetes; Eurotiales; Aspergillaceae
Exons: 3
Coding region: 1-771 (256 amino acids)
Cellular component (GO): intracellular anatomical structure
Molecular function (GO): oxidoreductase activity, acting on NAD(P)H, oxygen as acceptor
Source: RefSeq, a predicted model, not a curated record
AUGAUCGAACUAGUAACCGGAGCAGCUGGCUUCAUGGGAACGACAUUGACAGUAGCCAUCCUCGAAAGUGGUGCAGACGUCGUCUGCCUCGAUAUCAUGAGCGCCCCAAAGCAAGAAGAAUGGGAAAUCAUCGAAGCAACCGCGAGUAAAUACUCCAAACGUGUCUUACUUGUGCAAUGCGACCAGCGAAAUGACAACUCAAUCAACGCCGCAUUUGAUCGAAUAAUGCCAGACCUCCGAUAUCCCAUUCGGGGUCUAGCAGCAUGCGCAGGCGUGUCCGAUAAUGGGCCCGCAACCGAGUUUCCCUCGGAAUCGUUCACUCGCUUGCUCGAUAUCAACGUUACGGGGACAUUCCGAGUGGCACAGCGUGUCGCGAAAGAGGUCAUCAAAGCGAAUGUCACGGCGAGUAUGGUGCUUGUGGCUAGUAUGAGUGGAUAUGUGUCGAACAAGGGCGUUGAUACCGCCGGCUAUAACUCGUCCAAGGCAGCUGUGCAUCAGCUGGCGCGAUCUUUGGCUGCUGAGUGGGGUUCUCGUGUUGGGAUACCCCUGAUUCGAGUGAACUCGCUUUCGCCGGGGUAUAUUCGUACUGCGGCUACUGCGGAGGCUUUGCAGAAGCCUGGUAUGGAGGUGCAGUGGGUUGGGGAUAAUAUGCUCUAUAGACUUAGUACUGCUGAUGAGUUUCGUGCGCCUGUGUUGUUUUUGUUGGGUGAUGGGAGUAGUUUUAUGACUGGGUCUGAUUUGAGGGUUGAUGGGGGUCAUUGUUCGUGGUAG